Molecule: messenger RNA, 408 nt
Organism: Colletotrichum paranaense
Lineage: Eukaryota; Fungi; Ascomycota; Sordariomycetes; Glomerellales; Glomerellaceae
Exons: 1
Coding region: 1-408 (135 amino acids)
Source: RefSeq, a predicted model, not a curated record
AUGCAGUGGUGCGCCACGCUCCUUGCACCUUGGUCCUUCGUCCUUUGCACCUCACCCUUCGCGGGCUUCCCAGUCGAUGACCCACUGGGCUGGACAGUGGACAGGGACCUCAUGGAACUGCAUCCCAUGCCUCCACCAGCAACGGCAGCACCCUCACAGUCACACUCUGUUACUCACACACACACACACACCUGUGGACACAAACGUGCAUCUAGACGCAUGCUCGAAGCAGGUCGACGCACUGAGACGGACCAGACUAGCCCACUAGGGUCGCUGCAAGCCUGCAAGAGCACGUACUCUCCAUGGAUCGAUGCAGGAGCCGGAGCAUCAACACCAGCCCGGAGGCAACAUCUCACUUCACGGACAUCCCACGCCGAGGAAACGCUCAAAAACACCCUCGGGAAAUAA